UCGGCGGCAGCGACGCAGCCAGGGCUGCGGGCAGCCAAUCCGCGCGCCGCUUAGUGACCGCAGGGGAGGCGAGCAGCAAGAUGGCCGCACCGGGAGAGGCAGCGGCAGCGGCCGCGGCCAUGGCGGCUCCCUCACAGCCCGAGGUGGCCGUGGGCUCGGCCGCCUCCGCUGUGGCGCUGCCGGGGCGGCUGCAGCGGCGGGAAGCGGAGCGGCAACAGGGUGUGGAGCGGCAGCGGCAGAAGAAGGAGGCGCAGGUAGUGAAGGAGGAGCAGAGCGAGUUCUUCCUGGCCGCCUUCGCCAGGGAGCGGGAGGCCGUGGAGGCUUUGCUGGCGGCGGGGACGCUGGAGGAGGCGGCCGCCCGCCUGCAGGCGCUGCAGAAGCUGCUGACGGACAGCGUGCGGUUCCUGGCGCCCUACGAGGUGCGGCAGGGGCAGGAGACCGUGGCGCGGCUGCAGGGGGACCUGGCGGCGCGGCGGCAGCAGCUGCAGCCCAAGAAGAAAUUCGCCUUCCGCGCCCUCAAGAAAGAAACGGCUCCGGGCAGCGCCCCGCGCCCCGCCGAGCCCGCCCCGCCGGGCCCCGCCGCGCCCGGCCCCGGUCUCGCCGAGGGUGAAUCGGGCGGGCCGCCGCUGUGUGGGUUCAGCGGCGCCCAGGACGAGGAGCUGGAGCUCGGCCCCGCGGAGCUGCUGCAGCGGGACGUGCUGCUGUCGGAGCUGCGCGGCUGCCGGGUGCGGCUCCGCGGCAACCCCAACACGCUGCGGGUGCGCGACUGCCGCGGCUGCACCGUGCUCUGCGGGCCUGUGUCCACCUCCGUGCUGGUGGACGGCUGCAGCGACUGCCUGCUGGCGCUGGCCUGCCAGCAGCUCCGCACCCACCGCACCCGCGACUGCCGGGUCUACCUGCAAGUCACCAGCCGGGCCGUCAUCGAGGCCUGCUCUGAGGUCUCCUUCGCCCCCUACUCCUGGAGCUACCCUGGUAUCGAGCGAGAUUUCGAGACGUCUGGGCUGGACAAAAACAGUAACAACUGGAACCUGGUGGAUGACUUUGACUGGUUGGCGACUGACAGACCUUCACCCAACUGGAGCCUGAUCCCCGAGCAGGAAAGAAUCACUUGCUGGGACUGACUGCGGAGGCAGCUCUGCUGUGCGAGAGAUGCACGUGUAAACGCACUGAUAAAUUGUAAACUGUGGGACUUAAUCCCCGAUAUGCCAUUAAAUGAUUCCAUUCGGUAUUCAGAUUUUGAAUUAUAUGUGGCUAGAUUUCUUAAAUGGAGAAUACUAGUCAAACAGAGUUUACUGUUCUUGCACAAGUUGCUGCUAUAAUCUGUCUCACUGUGGGAUUUGCCAAUUUCUGAAGUACCUCAUUGUGAGUUUUAACUUACGAAGGUGGGGCAAAGGCCACUGAUACACAAACAAUAGUGUAAUGGCCUCUGUUAGAGCUGUUUUCACUCACCCGGACAGACACUGAAUUAGCUGCAAGUAGUGCAAACUGCACUGGAAUGAAAAGAUCAAAUACCAAAUUUUCCAUGUAUUUGUGGCUCUUACGUUGCUGACAGCAGCACAGUGCAUCUUAGGGGGAGUGCAGAGCAGUACUGCUGUAAGGAAGUAGGGCAGAAAAAAGUUAAUUUAAAGGAAGAGUUUGUAACUUCACAGUGCAGCAGACUGAGAUGCAUCCUAGGCUAUGAUACCAUGAUGAGCCAGUUUCUGUUGAUUCUGGUUAAAUCUGUAAGUUGGCUUUAGGUUUUUAUUUCAAGUGAGAUAAGGCUGAAGGAAAAAGGUGUUCUAAUAAACAUCUCAUGCUCUCCUAAUAUACUGAUUACUUGAAAUUAAGAGACCUCUGGAGUCUGUAUAAAUACUAAAGCCUCACAGUCUGUAAGUGCUAUGUGAAAGGAUGCUGCUUCUGUAAGAAUCUCGGGGGCAUCCAGCAAGUGCUGAUGAACACUGGUUGAUGAAACUGGGUUAUCUGUUCCUCUGCAAGCUGAAGCUUCAGGGGAGAGGUGUUCAGGGAUGUCCCACUAGUUUUCCAGACAACGGGCUUUGUGUGCUGUGAUCCUAAUUUGCAGCACUCUGCUGCUGCUUAAGUGCAGUGUUGAUGGAGAGAGUCAAUAAAACUGAAAGAUGAGGUACUAUAUUCCAAUUCCAAAUUUGCAUGUUAUCUUGCAUAAAGUGCAGAAUAAUUUAAGUCUCUUCACUCCUGCUAAAUAAUAAAAAAAAGUAGCAGCACUGUGGAAUGAAGCAUCUUUACAGUGCCCUACAGUGGUGCUGAAAUGACCACUGUCCAUAUAUAAGGUAUACAUAGCAGUUUUAGGUUUCCAAAAGCACUCCUUAACUUGUGACAUUUUUCAAUAAAUGUUUAUCUUGCCUUAGCAUAAAGCUUUAUUUUAAAACUUCUAAUUGUGCAGCCAUCAUCUAUGUGCCUCUAACAGACACCAAAUCCUAGAUGAACCAUCAAAAACUGCACCACUGCCAGAAGUACCUGAAACUUCACUUAGGUGCUUGACUGGUUUUGAGCAGAAAAUGUUUUUCUGUAAGUUGUUUUCAGCAUAUUUAAUUUAAAGGUGGGGGGCAAAAGGGAAUUUUUUUUUUAUAUUCCUGACAACUUUCAGUUUUGUUUACUUCUUUUAAUGUAUAUUUUUUGACUGAAUUGGAUUUUGCAUUUCAAAUACAUUUGAUUUGAAUUA
Molecule: messenger RNA, 2677 nt
Organism: Poecile atricapillus (Black-capped chickadee)
Lineage: Eukaryota; Metazoa; Chordata; Aves; Passeriformes; Paridae
Gene: TBCC
Product: tubulin folding cofactor C
Exons: 1
Coding region: 81-1121 (346 amino acids)
Biological process (GO): tubulin complex assembly; post-chaperonin tubulin folding pathway
Cellular component (GO): cytoplasm
Molecular function (GO): tubulin binding
Source: RefSeq, a predicted model, not a curated record